AUGUGGAAUAUUUUAGUGAGAUCAGCACUUUUUGUCUUGCUGGCUCUCGGAGUUUUUGUGCAUGGGGAUCCGGAGGACAAGAGGAAGAGUGCUGCCGACUAUUAUAUCAAAAACUUGCCUGGGCUUUCAGAUGACGCGGGUCUUAUGCAGCAUGCUGGUCAUAUUUUAAUAGACGAGUCUAUAAACGGGAAAAUAUUCUUUUGGCUAAUACAUAAUCGUCAUAUCGCUGAGAAAAGAAAAUUUGUUAUUUGGCUUAAUGGAGGUCCUGGAUGCAUGGAUGGGUUGUUUCUCGAAAUUGGUCCAUGGCGCAUGAAUAGUGAUUUAACCCUUAGAACAGAAUACGGAUCAUGGAAUAUGUUUGCAAACGUUCUAUUUGUCGAUCAACCGGUUGGGACUGGGUUUAGCACAGUAGAUACAAACGGAUACGUAUCAAAUAUGACACAGAUCACUGACCACUUUAUGAAAUUUCUUGACGAGUUUUUCAUGGUAUUCCCUGAAUAUGCUCGUGAUGAGAUUUUUAUCACUGGAGAAAGCUAUGCUGGAGUUUAUAUCCCAUACUUUGCUUCAGCAAUACUAAAGAGGAACAAGAAAAAGACAACACAGAUAGAUUUAAGAUAUGAUCUAAAAGGGAUUGUUAUUGGUAACGGGUGGAUCGACCCUAUUACUCAGUAUGAAGCAUACUAUUCAUUCGCUGACAUUAAUGGUCUUAUGGAUGAAGAAGCAAAGAAACAAGUCAAGAUAACUCUUGAAAAGUGCCAAAAAUUGCAAGAAACAAACGUAUAUAUUCAUGAGUCUGAAUGUGAACGGAUAUUACAAGAUAUCCUCGAUUAUACUGUAAAAACGGAAAAUGGUCAAAAGACUUGUAUUAACCAGUACGACAUUCGCUUACGUGAUACUUAUCCGGCUUGUGGUAUGAAUUGGCCACAGGAACUGAAGAAUAUAACGAGCUAUUUGAGGAGACAAGAUGUUAUUAAUGCUAUAAAUGCACAAGACAAACAGGAAGGCUGGGUUGAAUGUGCUGGUGCUGUUGGGUCGGCAUUGGAUAAUGAUCCCAGUCCGACGUCCUUUACCCUUUUGCCUGAUAUAUUAAAAGAUAUCCCAGUUUUACUCUUCAGUGGUGAUAAAGACUUAAUAUGCAAUAUUAACGGGACACAGAGCAUGAUCGAUUCGCUAGAGUGGAAUGGCGAUAAAGGGUUCAAGAGUGCAGUUCCCGUUGAUUGGCAUGUCAAUGGCACACUUGUCGGUAAUUGGAAGACAGCCCGCGGCCUGCAUCUGGCGACUAUAUACGGUGCCAGUCACAUGGUUGGAUAUGAUCGUCCAGUAGUAGCAACGGAUAUGAUUAAUAGAUUCUUAGGCUUCAAUUACACAUAUCCAGAUUUAGGGCCCCCAUCUAGUCUCGGAGAUGAUAAAUUGACUAUUACACCGCCGGGUGCUCCUACUGAUGAUGACGAUACCUAUGACGGCGAUGACGGAAAUGAUGAAAUGUGGGAUCGAUAUUACAACGCACGCAGAUAUCUUAAUCAUAAGAAAAAUGCAGGUCAACCAAUUAAGGCCGUCGACUAUGAAAACAACGAAUUGGAAGAACUUGUCAUUGAAACUCCUCUGUAUGAUAUAGGCGAUGAAGAUGAGGAUCACUUUGGAGACAGUGAAGAUGAGACAGAUCGGCAUAGGGACGUCCCAUCAGCGAUGGGUACCCAACCGUAUACAGAUGACGCGGACAAUGGCAGCGGUGAUAGCGACACUCAAGGAUUGAAAAAAAGAAGCAAAUAA
This is a messenger RNA of Paraglomus occultum, 1770 nucleotides long. Lineage: Eukaryota; Fungi; Glomeromycota; Glomeromycetes; Paraglomerales; Paraglomeraceae. The record is from the annotation of a GenBank genome assembly.